CCAUGGUUUUCAGCAAAUGGGUUUUUUCUCUGAUAUUCAUCUUUCACUUGUUUGGUACAAUACCCACUCUCUCAACUUCUUCCUUGACAGCCAAAGAACUUGCCGAUAUUUCUGCGAAUUUUCUUAGCCAGGCCAAAAGACAAGAGCUUGUGGAUUAUAUGGUAGGUAUUAGGAGGAAAAUACAUGAGAACCCAGAACUUGGAUAUGAAGAAUUUGAGACCAGUAAGCUUAUCAGAGCCGAGCUUGAUAAGAUGGGCAUUCCUUACAAAUACCCACUUGCAGCUACCGGCGUUCUUGGCUAUAUUGGCACCGGUAGAUCACCCUUCGUCGGACUAAGAGCAGAUAUGGAUGCUCUUGCUAUGCCGGAACGUGUGGAGUGGGAACAUAAGAGUAAAGUCCCUGGAAAGAUGCACGCUUGUGGGCAUGAUGCUCAUGUUGCCAUCCUUCUUGGCGCAGCAAAACUUCUUCAAGAGUAUCGGGUUAAUUUGCAGGGAACUGUUGUUCUAUUUUUCCAACCAGCUGAGGAAGGUGGUGGUGGAGCAAAGAAAAUGAUUGAGGAUGGAGCAUUGGAGAAAGUUGAUGCUAUCUUUGGGCUCCAUGUAAACAAGGAUGUUCCUGUUGGUUCAGUGGGUUUCAGGUCUGGCCCUACAAUGGCUGGAAGUGGCGUCUUUGAGGCAGUAAUAAGUGGAAAAGGGGGUCAUGUAGCCAUCCCUCAUAAUACUAUUGACCCAAUUUUAGCAGCCUCUAAUGUGAUUUCUAGCUUGCAGCAUCUUGUUUCUCGUGAAACUGAUCCUCUGGAUUCAAAGGUAGUUACAGUUGCAAAGUUUCAAGGAGGUAGCGCAUACAAUGUUAUUCCAGAUUCUGUAACAAUUGGUGGCACAUUCCGAGCUUUUUCGAAAGAAAGCUUUAUGCAACUCAAGCAAAGAAUUGAGGAGGUUAUCAAGGGAGGAGCUGCAGUACAUAGGUGCAGUGCAAGGGUUGAUUUCCAUGAAGACAAGAAGCCCUUCUAUCCAGUGACUGUAAACAGUGAAGACUUGCAUGAACACUUCCAGAAGGUAGCAGGAGAUAUGCUUGGUGUGCACAACCUGGAAGUGAGACCACCAGUAAUGGGAGCAGAGGACUUUGCAUUCUUCUCUGAGGUCAUACCUGGGUACUACUUCUUCCUUGGGAUGAAGAAUGAGACAAAGGGAUUUCUUGCAAAUAAUCACUCCCCUUAUUUCACAGUCAAUGAAGAUGCAUUUCCUUAUGGUGCAGCACUACAUGCAUCUUUGGCUACAAGUUACCUUCUUGAGCUCCAACCCAAGUCUCAAUUGGGAGAAGGAAAGGUGAAUGAUGAAUUAUGAGGUGAUUCUUACAGUAACAGUGGUUAUGCAAGCGGCUGUUUUCUGUGCAGUUGCUUCCCAUGGUACUGAGUUUUGGUGCCAUGAA
This is a messenger RNA of Telopea speciosissima, 1428 nucleotides long. Its product is annotated as IAA-amino acid hydrolase ILR1-like 4. Gene Ontology annotation, biological process: auxin metabolic process. Gene Ontology annotation, molecular function: IAA-Ala conjugate hydrolase activity. Bases 3 to 1343 code for a protein of 446 amino acids. NCBI's taxonomy places the organism in Eukaryota, Viridiplantae, Streptophyta, Magnoliopsida, Proteales, Proteaceae. The transcript has 5 exons. Gene Ontology annotation, cellular component: endoplasmic reticulum. The record is from RefSeq and is a predicted model, not a curated record.